Molecule: messenger RNA, 1959 nt
Organism: Raphanus sativus (radish)
Lineage: Eukaryota; Viridiplantae; Streptophyta; Magnoliopsida; Brassicales; Brassicaceae
Product: RNA polymerase II C-terminal domain phosphatase-like 5
Exons: 3
Coding region: 108-1877 (589 amino acids)
Cellular component (GO): nucleus
Molecular function (GO): RNA polymerase II CTD heptapeptide repeat phosphatase activity
Source: RefSeq, a predicted model, not a curated record
GAUCUCAAUCUGAUCCUCCUGUCUUUUUCGCCGUCUUUUUUCUUUCGACUUGAGUUUUGGUGCAUUCGCCAUCAAAUCCUCUGAUAUUUUUUUUUUCUAUAGAAACCAUGUCUAUACUCGAAAAGGUGAUCAGCGCCUCCUUCUCACCCCAUUCUAACACAUGUCUUCACUCUGGCUCUCUUCAUGGAAUCUGCUUGGCUUGCAACUCGAUGGUCGACGAACACUACCUCUACCGCAGACCGUUCGAUUUUCUUUCCCAUGGUUUACAGCUAACCCAUGACGCCGUAGCGUUAACCAAACUCCUCACAACUCUAUCAUCUUCCCUCGGCGAGCAGAAGCUUCACUUGGUCCUCGACUUGGACCACACGCUACUCCACGCCACGAAAGCUUCACGUCUCAGCGAAGCAGAGAAGUAUCUAACCGGAGAAGAAGCAUGUAGGGACGAUCUGUGGAUGUUGAAAUCCAGUGGAUAUUUGGUAAAGCUACGGCCUUUCCUUGGAGAUUUCUUGAGAGAAACCAACAAGAUGUUCACCAUGCACGUUUACACGAUGGGUACUCGGGAUUACGCUGAAGACAUCUUGGAGGUGAUUGAUCCGAGUCGAUUCUAUUUCGGUAACAGAGUAAUAACGAGAAACGAGAGUCCUUGUACGAAGACCCUUGAUUUCGUUUUGGCGGAUGAGCGGGGAGCGAUGAUUGUGGAUGAUACACGUGAUGUGUGGCCUGAUCACAAGCGUAACUUAAUUGUAAUUAGCAGAUACAAUUAUUUCAGAACGAAGAGCAGCCAAGACUCAAAGCCAUACUCUGAGGAGAAGACAGACGAAAGUGAAAACAACAGUGGGUUGGUUGAUGUUUUUAGAUUACUAAAGGAAGUUCACGGUAGAUUUUUUAGAGUUAGAGAAGGGCUGGAGUCAAGGGACGUGAGGUUGCUUAAUAAAGAAACCAUGUCUGUUGUUGAGAAUCAUUCUCUUGAACCGAGAGCCAAAAGACAGAAGAUCGAACCCGUGAGAAACACGUCUUCGUACUCAUUGUCUUCUCGUAGAUGUCGUCACUGGUUUGUCCGUUACGGAAUCUGCACCACAUGCAACUCAACGAUUGACAAAGCUCAAAGCAGAGCAUUCGAUUAUCUUUCCCAUGGUUUGCGGCUUAGCCAUGAGGCUGUAGCGGUGACGAAACACCUUACCACACUAGUCUCUUGUUCCAACGAGAAAAAACUCCACUUAGUCCUUGACUUGGACCACACGCUUCUCCACACCACUCCUAUUCCACGUCUCACCGAAUCAGAGAAGUAUCUAAUCCAAAAAGCGGGUUCAAAUACAAGAGACGAUCUACGCAAGUGGAAAGCUCCAGGUGAUCCCACGGUAUUCUUGACAAAACUAAGGCCUUGUCUUCGUGAGUUCUUGAAAGAAGCAAACAAGAUGUUCACAAUGUAUGCUUACACAAUGGGUAAUCGCGAUUACGCUAAAUUCAUCUUGGACUUGAUUGAUCCGAAGCACAUCUAUUUCGGUGAAAGAGUGAUAACAAGAGACGAGAGUCCUUACAUGAAGACGCUUGAACUGGUUUUGGCUCAUGAGCGAGGAGUGGUGAUUGUGGAUGAUACACGUGAUGUAUGGCCUGAUCACAAGCGUAAUUUGAUUGAAAUUAGCAGAUACAAGUAUUUCAGAAUGAGCAACCGUCAAUACUCAAAGCCAUACUCUGAGGAGAAGACAGACGAAAGUGAAAGCAACGGUGGAUUGGUUGAUGUUUUGAAGUUACUCAAAGAAGUUCACUGUGAGUUUUUCAGAGUCGCCAAUGAAAAAGAGUUGGAAUCAAAAGACAUUAGGUUGCUGCUACAAGAGAUAGAAUUCAAUCGUGUCCACAAAGAAUGUUUUAUUCGGUAGAAACUUUGUAUAAGCCAUUGCAAGUCUGUUAAAGUGUAGAAACUUCAGUUCAGUGUUGUCAGUUUGUUAUCUCAUUCAUAUG